CCAAGGGCCACACAAUUGCGAAAGGAGCAGAAUGUUUGGUGGCGGAACUGAAUUGCAACUGCAGAAGUAACAAGUGACCCUUUGAAGAUGCAUGUGCGACUGCAUAAAGUGAAGGGGAAACUGGAAAUAACAAUGAAGUAAGGGAAAAGUAUGCUUCUCAGGUUUAAUAGGGGAAACCUACUUUCUGCAAGUAACUGAAAAAGCUGCCCUCGGAAGCUGUUUCUUGGGCCCUCAUGGAGUAGUUGGAACUUUUACUGUCAGAUCCUUGGGCUCCUGAUCACCCAGAGUAGCCAUGGCCAGCAAGAGGAAAUCCACCACCCCAUGCAUGAUCCCAGUAAAGACUGUAGUGCUGCAGGAUGCCAUUGUGGAGGCCCAGCCAGCAGAGGCCUUGCCUGAAGUACCCCAGCAGGAUCUUCCCCCAGAAGCACCUGCUACCAGCAGUGAGGCAGCUCAGAACUCCAGCAGUACUGAUGGCUCCUCACUGGCCAAUGGGCAUCGGAACACUUUGGAUGGCUAUUUAUAUUCCUGUAAAGACUGUGAUUUCAGAUCCCAGGACAUGACCCAAUUUGUGGGACAUAUGAACUCAGAGCACACAGACUUUAAUAAAGAUCCAACUUUUAUCUGCCCUGGGUGCAGUUUCCUGGCAAAAACCCCCGAGGGGCUUUCCCUGCACAAUGCCAAGUGUCAUUCAGGGGAAGCCAACUUUGUGUGGAAUGUGGCCAAGCCAGACAAUCAUGUAGUCGUGGAGCAGAGUAUCCCUGAGAGCACCAGCACUCCUGACCCAGCAGGGGAGCCCGGCGCUGAGGGGACUGAUGGACAGGCUGAAAUCAUCAUCACUAAGACUCCAAUCAUGAAGAUAAUGAAAGGCAAAGCUGAAGCCAAAAAAAUCCAUACUCUCAAAGAGAAUGUCCCCAGCCAGCCUGUGGGUGAGGCCUUGCCAAAGCCAUCAGCUGGGGAAGCAGAGGUGAAAGAGGGGGACCACACCUUUGUUAAUGGGGCAGCUCCAGUCAGCCAGGCACCUGCCAGCUCUGCAAAGCCCCCCCAUACCACCAAUGGGCCCCUGAUAGGAACGGUGCCAGUUCUGCCAGCUGGUAUAGCACAGUUCCUGUCUCUCCAGCAGCAGGCCCCGGUGCACACCCAGCACCAUGCCCACCAGCCCCUGCCUACAUCCAAGGCCCUUCCCAAAGUGAUGAUCCCCCUGAGCAGCAUCCCAACGUACAACGCGGCUAUGGACUCCAACAGCUUCCUGAAAAACUCCUUUCAUAAGUUCCCCUACCCAACCAAAGCCGAGCUCUGCUACCUGACUGUGGUGACCAAGUAUCCAGAAGAACAGCUCAAGAUCUGGUUCACAGCCCAGAGGCUGAAGCAAGGUAUCAGCUGGUCCCCUGAGGAGAUCGAGGAUGCCCGUAAAAAGAUGUUCAAUACAGUCAUCCAGUCUGUGCCUCAGCCCACGAUCACAGUUCUGAACACCCCCCUGGUUGCCAGUGCAGGCAAUGUCCAGCAUCUCAUCCAGGCCGCUCUCCCAGGCCACGUUGUCGGACAGCCAGAGGGCACAGCAGGAGGACUCCUGGUCAGCCAGCCACUGAUGGCCAAUGGGUUGCAAGCACCAACCUCGUCUCUCCCCCUGGCAGUCACAUCUGUUCCCAAGCAGCCAACAGUGGCACCUAUUAACACCGUGUGUUCAAAUACAACAUCGGCCGUGAAGGUGGUCAACGCAGCCCAGUCUCUCCUCACAGCCUGCCCCAGCAUAACUUCCCAAGCCUUCCUCGAUGCUAGCAUCUACAAAAAUAAGAAGUCUCACGAACAACUGUCCGCUCUGAAAGGGAGCUUCUGCCGGAACCAGUUCCCAGGGCAGAGUGAAGUCGAACAUCUGACCAAAGUCACCGGCCUCAGCACUAGAGAGGUGCGGAAGUGGUUCAGUGAUCGGAGGUACCAUUGCCGGAACCUGAAGGGCUCCAGAGCCAUGAUGCCUGGGGAUCACGGCUCCAUUCUCAUUGACUCUGUGCCCGAGGUGCCCUUCUCCCCAUCCUCCAAGGCUCCCGAGGUAACCUGUAUCCCAACAGCGACCUCAUUAGCAAGCCACCCUGCUGCCAAACGGCAAUCCUGGCACCAGACUCCUGACUUCACGCCCACCAAAUACAAGGAGAGAGCCCCAGAGCAGCUCCGAGCCCUGGAGAGCAGCUUUGCACAAAACCCACUCCCUCUAGACGAGGAACUGGACCGCCUGAGAAGUGAAACCAAGAUGACCCGGAGAGAGAUCGAUAGCUGGUUUUCAGAGAAACGGAAAAAAGUGAAUGCUGAGGAGACCAAGAAAGCCGAUGGGACAGCCUGUCAGGAGGAAGGGGAGGCUGCUGAGGACGAGGGGGGAGAGGCGGAGUUGGCCAGUGAACUGAGGGUUGCUGGUGAAAAUGGUUCCCCAGAAAUGCCCAUCAGCCAGAUAUCAGCAGAGCGCAAAGUCAGCCCCAUCAAAAUCAAUCUCAAGAACCUGAGGGUCACUGAAGCCAGUGGCAAGAGUGAGCUUCCAGGGCUCCUUGCCUGUGAGCUGGAGGAGGAUAGUUUGAACAAGCUGGCAGAGCAACCCCCUGGCAAAGUGAGCUACAAAAAGACGGCUCAGCAGCGACACUUGCUGCGGCAGCUCUUUGUCCAGACCCAGUGGCCAAGCAACCAGGACUAUGACUCCAUCAUGGCCCAGACGGGGCUGCCGCGGCCAGAAGUGGUGCGCUGGUUUGGAGACAGCAGGUAUGCUCUGAAGAACGGCCAGCUCAAGUGGUACGAAGACUAUAAGCGGGGCAACUUCCCACCGGGGCUGCUGGUCAUCACCCCUGGAAACCGGGAGCUGCUGCAAGACUAUUACAUGACACACAAGAUGUUGUACGAGGAAGACCUGCAGAACCUCUGUGACAAGACCCAGAUGAGCUCCCAGCAGGUCAAGCAGUGGUUUGCUGAGAAAAUGGGUGAGGAGACCCGGGCCAUGGCAGACACAGGUGGUGAAGACCAGGGCCCUGGUACUGGUGAGCCUGCGGCAACUCACAAAGGGCUGGGUGACUCCUAUUCAGAAGUGUCUGAGAACAGUGAGUCGUGGGAGCCCAGUGCACCUGAGGCCAGCUCAGAGCCCUUUGGUACAUCAAGUCCCCAGGCUGGACUUCAGCUAGAAACAGACUGAAAUUGAUCCGAUUACUCUGAAGGACCGGCCCAUCUGGGAUGCUGCCUGCCACAUGGAACAGCUGAACCUGCCUCUCUGCUGCCACAUGUCGUUUCCAUGGCCAGCCACUGGGUACCCAAGAAGGCCUCCAGAGGCCUUGCAGAUAGCCCAGAGCCUGUUGCCACCAAGCAAGUGGCAAGAAGGGGUUCUGCCAGUCCUUCCUCCCACAGUGUAGGACCUUCCCUUGGCCUCCCAGGGAUAAAGCAGUUCAGACUUCAUAUUCAUAGACAGAAUCAAGUUUUAACAAACAUUGCCUCUCUACAUUUAAUAAAAUACCAGAUUACAAACACUUUCAUUAUAUAGACACUUUGGUUAGCAAAGUGGGAUGUUGUUCACAUCAUCUCUGAAUGUGCCGUUUGUCUGUUCUCUGGGGAGCACUGGAGCCACUGAUGCCCUCACUUUCCAUGGGCAGGCAGGGGUUAAAGAUGCUCAGAACUGUAUCCCGGCCCCCAGGCCUCUCUGCUUUCCUCACAGAAGGAUACCAUUGAAGAGCUCUCUGUCAUGUUAAGUGGUGACCAGCCACUUUUGGAGCCAGGCUUGCUUUGUGGGCUGGUUGGUGCAGAGCCUGUUGUUGCCCUUAGGUCAGAAAAUGGCCUGGCUGUGCGAGUAGUGCUGGAUCCUGGCCACUCUCCUCUUCAGGUGUUACCUUAAUUCUGCUUUUUUUUUUUUUUUUUUUUGGUGGGAGUUUGAAUCAUGGACCAUAACUUUACAGUUAUCAGAUCAACUAAAGAAAUAUUUGUUGUUAAGCCUAAUAUACUGACCUAUGUGCCCCCCACCCCCACCGUGUUUUCUUUCUUUCUUUAAUGUAGAAAUGUAGACACCUUUAUAGUGAGAGGAAAAUGAAGAAAGGAAACGGGGAGAAGGUGGGUGAAGAAAGGUAUAGCUACAGCCUGCAGUCCUGGCUACUGCAGUGUUGAGAGCCCUGUCCCCCCACUUACUACAGAAGCUCUCAGGAGAGUAAGAGGGAGGGCUGAAUGGAUUCGUAGACCGUGGGGAAUUAUCAGAGCUGGAGUGGACUUGAGCACCAAGACCUGUGGGUGGGAGUUCCUGGCAGAACAUCUGGAACGCUGCAAGCACACACCAAGGGCCUGGCCAGCAUGCUGGGCAGAUACCCAGAGGUGCUGGACAUCACUGGACAGGUCCUUGUGAGGGAGUCUCUGAAGUUCUGCAUUUAUGUCCCUAAACUUGGAAAUAAGAAUGCUUAUGUAGUCUAACCCUCACGUCCUCCUUUGAAUUGAGAAAAUCACAGGAAAAGAAGCCUUUGAAACAAUGGGAAACUUACAGAGUUGUACUAACUAGAAAAGCCCCGAUUUCCUCAAGACCGGCCACUCUAGCAAAGGGGGUGGGUUGAGGAUGUGUCACCUGUGGCCUCACCAACCUCUUAGAAGUGAACCAAAGACAUUGGUUCCUGCAGUGCCAGGCACACGUGGAGGCCCCUCCUGCUGGGCCUGGGCUGCCUGGGGCACCAAGAGACCUGGGCAGGGAAGGGCUCAGGCAUUAAGCGCUGGUUACACUCUAUGUACCCAGGAAAGUGGAGCAGUCACACCAUCUUGCUGGCUGGGCUGAGCUUGGUGUGGGGAUGAGCUUGGUGCCAGCAGCCUCUGCCUUCUAGGAGAGGGCUUUCUUGGGAAACUCAAAGCCCUCGAACCAUUGUUCUAAAUUAGUGUUUUCUUUAGCCCUCCCUAGCCCAAUAGGGACCACCUCUUAUUUGUCUCAAACUGGGGACUUGUGAAUACUUCUGCAAGUUUUGCAGCCUAUUUUUGUUUCCUUUCCAUUUGGGGAGUGAAGCUAUGAGUCUCAGAAGCCUUUGAGGAACUGUCAAGAAUGGCAAGUGAUCGCCUUCCUUCAGAGAACAGACACUUGGAAUCUUUCCUUUAGUUUUUAUGUACAUUCAGAUUAAUUUAUAUAUCCACAUAUACAGUACAGAUAUUCAUUUGCUACCUUACUUGUAAAGUGAACAUCUGAUGUGUACACUUGAGCUUCACGGCACGUGGGUGUUGGGGAGCAGCCUGUGUGCGGGCAGGGACUGCUGUACACUGGUGGCAGUGGCAACCCAGCAUGAAGCCAUCUCCAAGUGUCUGAGAAACCACUCUGUGCCUCAGCCCAUGCCUGCCAGCCUCACCUCGAGUCUGUGUGCACCAGCUGAACGUUAGUGUCUGCAGAGAGGGUUCUUGCGGUUAUCUGCGUUGACAUUCAAUUUACAACCCAAACAGCAAAACAGAAAAAAACUUGUCCAUGGUAGACAAGUUUGUGCAGGACCCUGCACCCCAGCCCCAGGCACUAGCUCAUCUUUUGGGUGGAGUAGUUAUGGAGUAGUUAUGGUGAGGCCAGCACUGGCAUGUUUUUCUCACAGAUGUUGGCCCUUCCCAUCAGCUAGGGGCACACGACAAACAGUAAGACUGACCAGAUAAGAGCCCCGCAGACUGGACAGACCCUGCUUCUUCCUGAGCUCCUGAAUGGGAGUGAGAAAGUGGGAUUUGGACCUUCUGCUUGAAACAUGACACUGAGAAGUGGUCAUGAAGCAGGUGCUUUAAAGGGAUAUCAUUAUGGAACCCAGGGCUUCGGGUGCCAAGCACAGAGACCCAUCCACAUGUGCCCAGAGUCCAGAAUCACAUUGACAAUGGUGGUGAGGGGGUGUGGUCACCAGGCCGGCAGCUUGUCACAAGACAGAUCACUGGUAUUGCACACUGCUGAAGGGUUAAAUUCUGUGUUGUCCCUUUCAAUAAAAGACUGGCUGUGGGCUGCCAAGUUAAGCAAGGUGAGUGGGCGGCUGUUCUUUCCUGAAGAAAAGCUUAUGUUACCAGAGGACGGAUCCCCCCUCCCCUCUGCACCUGGGCUUAUCAGAGGCAGUGGAUUGUCUUCCAGUGUUUCUCAUUGCUGGUGUCUUAUGCCUGUUUGGUUUAUUGUGUUUUUCACUUGAGGUUGUAAAUUAAGUUCUACUAGGUGAAACCAGAUCACAGUUCUGAUAAAGGAAAUUUGAAUUUGAUAAUAUACUUUUUACAUAUUUUGAUUACCUGUUUUAAUUUUUGACCAUAGAAGAGCUAUUUGAUUUGGGGAGGGGAAGUAUUUUCAGGUCUCUUGGGUUCCUGAAAAAGAAGGCCCUAGUUGUAUGGCUCAGAGUGACUGAGAGCUCCUUUUUUUGGCCGAGUGACAAGUGGCUGGUCAGGUGGACCAAAGCACUUGGGUCCAAGACUCUGCACUCUGCUCUCUGGAAGCAGAAAAGGCAGAGUGUCGGUGGCACCUUAAGGGCUUCCACUUGCACUCACGGGCUCGUCCUAAGUGGCCUUAGGAGGCCAUCCCAUCAGGAAGCUCUAGUGAGUUCUACAGGCUGCCAUGUGGUUCUCGCGGGUUUUUAUCCUGUCUUCCCUUCCUCUCCUUUCUGGUUCUGUCACAUCUGUCCCCCAGUUGCCUUCCAUGGAGGGUUGGGGGUAGCCUCUCUGGUUGGACUUGGUCUUUUUGCACAUCCUUCCUCGGGAUUUGUCUGCUUAUACUGUUCCAGUCUUGGGCCCUUUUGCUUGUCAUCUUCCUCACCUGCAUGUGGACCAGGAUUCUUGGAUUAGUCGCUUUGCAGUCCAAACAUCACAGCCUAUGUUUAAAGGUUGGCGGGAGAGAACCAGUCAGGAAGAAAAUCUAAAAACAAGUCUAAUCUAAAAACAAGUCUUGGAGCUUUUCCCCCACACCCAUGUUCAGUUUACCUGGGGGAAGUUCAUUGGUCUGACCUUUGCAGGAGAUGUGCUUCUGUAUUAAGUUUUAAUUUUCAUGCAUCGCACUCAUUUUCAAAGCACAGUUGUGUGCUGGAGGAAAAAAGCCCUCUGGAUGUGUGCGGGUCUUACCGCCAACUUGUCCUGACCAAAGCCAGCUAGUGGGGCCUGGAGCUCCUCUUCAACUUCUCCCAGCUUGGCUUCUUUCUGUCUUCCCUGACAGUGGACACGGUUCCCAGGAGCACCUGGUCUCUGAUGAGCUCAGUGCCUGUGGAGCUUCAGACUUUCUCUGAGCACAAGUCCCCUCUGCAGGGGACCUAGGCUUCAACCCAACAUGCCCACUGUGCUGUUUGCUCUGGCCCAUUUAAAUGUGCAGCCAUGCAACCCAGGGCUGAUGAGACUGUGGGGAUGUCAUCAACAAAGUGACCAUUUUGGUUUUGGCCAAAUGACUGGAUGGAAGUGGUGACCACAGUGCUGCCUGGCUUGUUACCCAGCCCAGCCCCAAAUCCCAAUGGAACUGGCAGGCCUUGGAUAGAAUCUGUUCCUGCCAGAGUCCAGGCCACACUAGGAGCUGGGGUGAAGCGGCAAACCCAAGUACUCUCAGCUGACCCAGCACCUGCACUUGGCUGUGAGGUGUAAUGAACCUGUACAGAUGUGUGGCCCUAGAGAGGAUGGAGAGCCUGCUUUUGGGUCUUAUGUCCUGGACUCACUUGUCAACACUAGUCAGCCAUCCUGUCCUGCCCGUAAACCUGAACUUCUCUUUAAAAGUGGACUUGGUCCUUCACUAACCUGCAGAAAUGAUAGGCAUUCCUUUUUAGCUAAAGGUCCAGCAGGAGCUACCCACUCGUAACUAACUGCCCUGGAGUCUGGGAAUGAGACCAGGCAGACCCUGGUUGCCACAUGGAUGAGGACAGGAGCCUGUACCUGUUUCCUUGAUCUUUGGGUCUACAGGACCGUGAGGAUUUGUGGAGUUACUGAUUAUUAUCUGCCCUUCCUGAGGUUUUGGCAGGAACUGGGCAGAGGGGAGAGAAGAGAGGGUAGCUCUUUUUGCUGCCUGGUGCCUUCCUGCUGUCUGGGCAGGUGGCAAGCCAGGACCCUGUGGGGGGCCUGUGUUCACCUGCCAUUAGUGCCUCUUCCUUGGGUAUGUGCAUGCAUACAUGUGCCAGUUGUGCACACACAUGGGCAACUGCCUGUGUUAAUGAACAGCUGUUUUUGGUUCCCUUCCAUGAAAAUUAGGUGAUUCUGAAUUAAUUUGAUUGGAGUCAAAGGUGAAAAGUCUGGGAUAGAGACUGCAAGUGCACAGUCCUUCCCAAGCACAAAGCUCCAGAGCAGAAACAUGAUUAAGAGGGUCACAUGGUACUAUCAACCCUGUACUUUGUGUUUAAAGAGAUAUCUUCUCAUUCACCCGUGGUUCUUGCCCAUACAUUCUUGCAGUGAGAUUGUUGGCUGGAGAGCAAGCUAGCACCCACUCACAAGCAGGGUUCCACCAUGACAACUGGGUUGCUCCUUGGGAAACUGGGUGAGGGCCAGGGGAGCAAUGAUCACACUGGGGUAGUGAGUUCCUGCCAAUUCCUGAGCAGCUGCUUUCUUAGCUGUGGCAGAAGGGUCAGACUGUGCCACAAUUGUUGUUAAAAACAAAAUAUGCCAACCUUCCCCUCUGCCCUGCUGGCCGUUGUUCAUUCAGUCUUAUUGAUGCAGUCUUUCGGGGUUGCCAAAGGCCUGCAGAUUCCUUUCUCACUAAGUCCUGACUCCUAGUCCUCUAGCACCCAUUUAUGUUCUGGUCUUCAGUGCAAACCCCUUUGUUCUCUGUGGGCCAGACUACUGAGAAGUGAGCCUGGGGAGUGACGUGAGCAAUUUGCCUCUGGAGUGCUUCCUGUCUCCUAGGGACAACUGCAGAAGUGAUCAUCCGAGUAAUGAGUGAAGGGCUAGUGUCCUGUUUGUCCAGAGGCAAACUGAAACUCUAAACUAUUUGAGGGUCCCACUUCCUAUUGUGACCAAGCAUGAAACCAAACUGAGAAAAAGGCAUGCUCUGUCAUUUGGGUCUGAGUGGAAGGGGAAUUCUUUACUCUGCAUAAAUCUUUUGACAAAGAUGGAGCUUACCUUUGGUGUGGACUGUGGUGGUGCUGAGGCGGGAGGCAUGGGGUUGCCCUCUUUGGGCUGGGUCUCCAGGCCUCACAAGGUCCCCUGUGGGGAUGCUGCUAUUUCUAAGAUGCAAAUUGCACAUUUCCUAGAUUUUUGUAUCUGUGGACUUGGAUAAGGGAGGGGAACAGGGACAAACUACUUGUACAGUUUGAGAUGGGCCUCAAUGGUACUUCAAACCUUCUGAUCGUUCCUAAAUAAAAAUGUACAUAUAUUUUA
Marmota flaviventris (yellow-bellied marmot) is the source of this 9261-nucleotide messenger RNA. RefSeq names its product zinc fingers and homeoboxes 3 (gene Zhx3). Lineage: Eukaryota; Metazoa; Chordata; Mammalia; Rodentia; Sciuridae. Gene Ontology annotation, biological process: regulation of transcription by RNA polymerase II. The record is from RefSeq and is a predicted model, not a curated record. Gene Ontology annotation, molecular function: DNA-binding transcription factor activity, RNA polymerase II-specific; DNA binding. Gene Ontology annotation, cellular component: nucleus.